AUGGACUUAUUGGGCGACAUUGUUGAAAAAGAAGUCACAGAACCCGUCAAACUCGAAGCUGCUCCCAGUACCGGCUUUCCUGCGCUCUACGAACCCGAAAAAGUCUCGUCAUGGAAGGUGCGACUGCAACAGAAAAGGAAACAGCGUGCUAGGAGCUCUGAGAGCAACCCACAACGCGAUAGCAUCACUCAGGCUACCUUAAGUAGCCAGGAUGUACCACAUCAACCAUCGCAACCAUUGUCCGAGGCCCAACGCAUUCAUGAAGAGAACCUUGACCGGAUAAAGAACAUGUCUCCAGAGCAGGUGGAACAAGAAAGACGGGAACUACUAGAGUCACUUGAUCCAAGCGUUCUCCGAGGUCUAUUGAAGCGGAUCGACAAGAGAGAGCAGGCGACUUCUCUCGAAGAAUCUUUGAAACCUUCCAAGGCUCCUCUUUUUGCCGAAGUUGAAGGCGCGCCCGGUACGUGGGUCGGAGGAUCACGCGAGUUCCCGAAUAUGCCACAUUUGGACGAUGAGGCAGUAAACAAAGCUUUGGGUAUCUCGGACGCCCCAAAGAAACAUGUAACCUUUGAGGAACCUCACAUAGAACAAGUCUUCAAGGAAGAGCUUUACGAAGGGAGGCCUGCUGUCACAGACGAAGACGAUAUUGCCCCCCAAGAGUAUCAGUUUAUUCAGCGGAUGGACCAUAUGACCAAUCAAGAAAUUUUACAGGACGUUCACUUCAUUCAACAGGAACAAGAUGUGGAAGAAGAACUGGGGGCCCUGGAUAUCAAUGAUCCCAACUUCAACGAUAAACUGCACCAGAAAUAUUUCCCACAGUUGGCUAAAGAAGAAGAUAAAUUGGCAUGGAUGAAAAACGUGCCUGACAAGAAAUGGAGUGGAGAAAUACAGGACGUAGGUGAGUGCAGAUUUGACUUCAAGGGAAACUUGGUCCCGCCAACAAGAAGCAUCUCAACGACACGAGAUGGACUACACCACCAUUCUGAAAAUCCUGAACUGGCUGGUUAUACCAUUGCUGAAUUACAGCUUUUGUCUAGAUCCAAAUUCCCUGCUCAGCGGUGUAUCGCUAUUCAAACGCUCGGCAGGAUACUUUACAAGCUGGGUAAACAAUCCUACUACGAAAUAGUUCCAGAAGUAUAUGCCGAAACAUACAAAGAAGAGGGAGGCACAACGGAGAUUGUUAAUAAGAUCUACGCAAUGUUUUGGGAUCUUUGCACCACUCUCAGAAUCACAGAUUCACUUCUUGAAGCGGCUGACGAAUCUAAGACCAAGAAUAUUUCGGUACGAAACUACGCCAUUGACGCACUGUGGUUGUGGAGACAAGGAGGGGGCGAUUUCAGACAAUCUACGGGUUAA
Lachancea fermentati is the source of this 1356-nucleotide messenger RNA. Lineage: Eukaryota; Fungi; Ascomycota; Saccharomycetes; Saccharomycetales; Saccharomycetaceae. The record is from the annotation of a GenBank genome assembly.